AUGGGUCUUCUUGAUCGUCACAAGGCACGCCUUGUUGCUAAAGAUUUCCAUCAGCACUAUGGCGUUGACUACUCCAAAACGUUCAGCCCCGUCAUCAAGAUCACAACUAUCCGCAUUGUACUGGAUGUUGCAGCAAGCAAAUCUUGGUCCAUACGGCAACUUGAUGUGAACAACGCUUUCUUGCAGGGCACGCUUACGGAAGAGGUGUACAUGACUCAGCCUCCAGGACUUAUUGAUCAGACUCACCCUGAUUAUGUUUGUCGCCUCAACAAGCCAAUCUACGAACUUGUCACCAAUGUGGAGACGUCACUCGCUACACGUUUCUUCAUUAAAGAUCCUUGUGAUCUCCACUACUUCCUCGGCAUUGAAGUUACACAUACCACCACUGGUCUCCAUCUCAUGCAGCGGAAGUAUAUUAUUGAUCUCCUCACCAAAACGCACAUGUUGGAAGCUAAACCUAUCUCCACGCCACUACCGACCUCACCUAAGCUCACACUCAACUCCGGCCGCGUACUCGAAAAUGCCAAGCAAUAUCGGAUGGUUGUUGGGAGCCUCCAAUAUCUUCCAUCACUCGUCCGGAUAUUGCCUAUGCAGUCAGCAGGCUAUCUCUCUACAUGCACAAACCGACUGAUGAUCAUUGGCAGGUUGCUAAGAGAGUCCUUCGAUAUCUGGCAGGCACCCUCACACAUGGCGUUUACUUUCGAGGUCCGUUGGAUAUGCUCCUUACUCAGUGAACUCGGCCUUACACUUCGUCAGCCACCAGCCGUUUACUGCGAUAAUGUUGGGGCCAACUAUCUCUGCGCCAAUCCUGUCUUUCACUCACGAAUGAAACAUAUAGCCCUUGAUUAUCAUUUCGUUCAUGAACAGGUCCAAUCUGGUAUGUUUCGGGUGUCUCAUGUAUCUACACAUGAUCAGCUAGCUGACAUGCUCACAAAACCGCUACCUCGCUCACAUUUUCAGCUUUCUCGAAACAAGCUCGGAGUCAUUCCCAUGCCUCCUUCUUGA
Messenger RNA from Microthlaspi erraticum, 1005 nucleotides. The record is from the annotation of a GenBank genome assembly. Lineage: Eukaryota; Viridiplantae; Streptophyta; Magnoliopsida; Brassicales; Brassicaceae.